Molecule: messenger RNA, 1465 nt
Organism: Trichosurus vulpecula (common brushtail)
Lineage: Eukaryota; Metazoa; Chordata; Mammalia; Diprotodontia; Phalangeridae
Gene: TIPIN
Product: TIMELESS interacting protein
Exons: 8
Coding region: 125-985 (286 amino acids)
Biological process (GO): DNA damage response; replication fork processing; replication fork arrest
Cellular component (GO): nucleus; replication fork protection complex
Molecular function (GO): DNA binding
Source: RefSeq, a predicted model, not a curated record
GCGCCUGUGCGCAGCGAGCUCUCGCGAGAGCAACUUAGGCGCGGGACGCGCGGUAGUCUGGUUUCGCUAGUUGGUCACGGUCGGGCAGAGCGUCGGUGAGGGGCAGGUGGGCUACGUAGGACCGAUGGAACCAGAGGAGAACAAUUUGCUGGACCUUCCUGAUUUUGAGGCAGUAGAAGAUGAAACUUUUCAACCUUUUCCACCUCCAGCCUCUCCAGGAAGGGAUGAUGCUGGAGAAAAUGAGCCUACCACAGAUGCAAGGAGGGAUCAGAUGGGAGAUAUGCCUGUAGCUACAAGGAAAACUGUAAAAAGGAAUUUGCCUAAGUUAGAUGCUCAGAGAUUAAUUUCAGAAAGAGGACUUCCAGCAUUAAGGCAUGUGUUUGAUAAGGUAAAAUUCAAAGGUAAAGGCCAUGAGGCAGAAGAUUUGAAGACAUUAAUCAGACACAUGGAGCACUGGGCACAUAGGCUAUUCCCUAAACUGCAAUUUGAGGAUUUUAUUGGUAGAGUAGAACAAUUGGGAAAUAAGAAAGAAGUUCAGACUUGCUUAAAGCGAAUUCGACUUGAUCUUCCUAUUGUACAUGAGGAUUUUAUUAGUAAUGAUGGUGAUAAAGCAGAAAGUAAUAGACUAGAUACAACUACCACAGACUUCGAUGCCUUGUUUGCAAACCCGGUUGAUAGAGAAAUAUUUACUUCUCCGGCAAACACAAGUUUAACGGAGGAACAGCAGCAAAGAAUUGAGAAGAACAAACAACUAGCCUUGGAAAGGAGACAGGCAAAACUGUUAAAUAACAGUCAUUCCCAAGAAAAUGAUUUGUCAGUUAUCAUGCCCAGGACACAGGCAUCUGAAAAAGAUAGUACAAAUGAAGCUCAAGAAAAGAACUUAAAUGAAUUAAAUGAAGAAAAUCUAGAAAUCUCAGACGGUGCUGCCAGUACUGCAAAUAUAGAUGACGACCUACAAAACUCAGGAGUAGAUGAAGCCAUUUAAAAUAUGCAACAAUGACUAGCCAACCAAUCUUUUUAGGAGUACUUACGUGCCAACAAUGGGUUGCCUCAUCCUGAAAUAUGGAUUAGCCUCAGUUAAGACUAGAAGAAUAGUCUUAAUAGCUAUUUGUCCUCCAAUUUAAAAAGUAGAGAUUUGUUGUAUAUUUUUCAUAGUGGGUGGAAACAUUUAAGUGGCUAACUUUAUUAGCUUCUUAAAGAUCUGGCACUUGUUUACAUUUAUCCCAUUUAUUUAUUUAUAUUAGCCUAAGUUGUCAUAGCUCCCAUAGCUUCUUCUACUUGUUUCUUUAUACAAACAGAUUUUUUGACAAUUAGGUGAUUGCUGCUGCUAGCAUACAGUUUAAGGGUCCUAUGUUUUAACAAAAAGUGUUAAGAUGACUGUAAAUGACUGUACACUAAUGUCUUUUUUUUGUAAAAUGUGAAUAAAUAAAAGCUCUUUUACAGAAGAGCGUGAAAUUUUAAUGAA